This is a messenger RNA of Auanema sp. JU1783, 3543 nucleotides long. Lineage: Eukaryota; Metazoa; Nematoda; Chromadorea; Rhabditida; Rhabditidae. The record is from the annotation of a GenBank genome assembly.
AUGGCUACGGCUAAAAGGAAGUCCACAGUUCCCGUGAUCGAUGAUAUCUCUGAAGCUUAUGAUAUUCUCGAGCCAGGGAAGAAGAAAGUUAAAGAAGUAGACAUAUACAAGCAAAAGGAUCCCACAGGAGGAAAAAAGAACACAAAUUAUGCAAAGUUAAAGCAGAAAGAGAGAGUGACCAAAAAAAUGAAGAGGCAACUUGCAGCAGUGCAACAGAGAAAACAAAACAAAACAACUCAAGAAGAGUUGUUUGCUUCGUUAGCAGAGUAUCAAUUAGAUCCUAAGACCGUCAGACAAUUAAGUUCGACAACAUUCAUGCAAGAUAAGAAUAGACUAGAUAGAGAAGUAGCUCCUGAAUUUUCUGCAAAACUGAAGGCUUAUUCAAGCAAAGCUAAAUUGGCCGAAACACUACACGCAAAAGAUCGCGUUCAGGAAAAUUAUUUCCCUACGGAUGACGAGGCCAGUACGGAUGAAGCUGAAGAUGAUGAAGAGGAGAAAGAAGAGAAUGAAGAUUCUAAACAAGAUGACUCCGAGUGCGAAGAAUCAGAAACUAUUCUUGAAACCCGUCAUAAACAAGCAGGAACAAGUUCAGCGCUUACAUCUGAAGAAAUCAGACAAGCGAGUAAGACCAUAGAAGCAAGCAUUGAAACCGUUUCCAAGGAAAUUGAGAAUAAAGUCCGAAAUCGACAACCGAAAGAAAAGAUAACGGUGGGGAAAAAAGUUGAUGAAGAUGAAGAGGAUGCUGAACUUGCCAAAGAUAACUUGUCACCUGAAAACAAAAUAUUCCAAAGAACUCGUGUCGUAGUAGAACGAUCUCCUGAAAUUAAUGAAUCGAGACAACAGUUACCAAUAUAUGGAGAAGAAGUUCCGAUCGUGGAAGCUAUAAACGACAACAUAGUUACUGUCGUUUGUGGUGAAACAGGAUCAGGAAAAACUACACAAAUUCCUCAGUUCUUGUAUGAAGCCGGAUAUGCCAGCGAUGGUCAAAUUAUUGGUAUAACAGAGCCUCGUCGUGUGGCUGCCAUAUCCAUGGCUCAGCGUGUCGGAAUUGAAUUGGGUCAACCCAACCUUGUUAGUUAUCAGAUUCGGUAUGAAGGUAAUCGCAAUGAUGAAACAAAAAUACUCUAUAUGACUGAUGGAGUUUUGAUGAAAGAAAUGGAGAAAGAUGUCAUGUUGAACAAAUACUCUGCAAUUCUGAUUGAUGAAGCUCACGAACGGUCAAUGUACAGUGAUGUACUCAUUGGAAUGCUGUCUAGGAUAGCACCACUCCGGGCGAAGACUAACAGCCCUUUACGCUUAGUUAUUAUGUCAGCUACUUUACGUUUACAGGACUUCCUUCAAAAACGAUUGUUCCCAACUGUGCAACCUAAAGUGAUCAAAGUCGAUUCCCGUCAAUUCCCUGUUACUGUUCAUUUCGAGAAGAAAACUCCUGAAGAUUACAUAUAUGCAUCUUUCCGCAAGGCCUGCAAAAUUCAUGAGUCGUUACCUGACGGUGGUAUACUCAUAUUCGUUAGUGGACAAAAGGAAGUCAAACAUCUGAUUAAUAAGUUCAUUGCACGUUACCCGAUCUCACUCGAAGAGAAAGAUGGAGAGCUCCUUGUUAAAGGUAGUAGAGCAUGGAAGUCAAAGAAAAAAGAUGAAGUCAAGGCAUUAAAACUGGAAGAUUUUGAAGAAACCAAAGAAAAAGUAUCUGAAAACUUGGAUGGAGAAGACUUACAAGAGAAUGAUGUUGGUGGAGAUGCUUGGGAUGAUUACGAUGAAGAGUUCGUUGAUGAAACUCCUCUAAACGAUUCAAUGGGACCUCCACCUUCUAAUGCACGGCCUCUUUUCUGUUUACCAUUGUACUCUCUGCUGUCUUCAGAGAAACAACAAAGAGUUUUCCAGUCUCCUCCUGAUGGAACAAGGCUUUGUGUCAUUACAACUAAUGUAGCCGAAACAUCUUUGACCAUUCCUGGAAUCAAAUACGUUGUAGAUGCUGGUUUUGAAAAACAAAGGUUAUACGAUCCUAUCACCGGGGUAUCACGAUUUGUGGUUGCUCGUAUAAGUCAAGCUUCUGCAGAUCAACGAGCUGGACGUGCUGGACGUAUAUGUGCUGGACACGCUUAUCGGCUUUUUUCUUCCGCUGUUUUCCAAGACUUCCCGAAAUUCGCCAAACCUGAUAUCCUGCUUAAACCUGCUGAACAGUUAGUACUGCACUUGAAGUCCAUGAACAUCGUUAAAGUGAUCAACUUCCCAUUCCCUUCACCACCUGACAGAGAAGUUCUCGACGCGGCGGAAAAACGUUUGAUUAAACUAGAUGCAUUAUCAACUACUACGAAGAAUGGAAAAACUGAAGCAAGAAUCACUUCUCUUGGUCGUAUUUUAUCCAUGUUUCCUUUAUCACCUUCGUACGCUAAAGUUAUUGCAAUGGCUAAUCAACACGGAUUGAUGCCAUAUGCUAUAUGCUUGAUAGCUGCAUUAUCAGUGAGAGAACCACUCGUACCUGUAUACUCAUUACGCGGAGAUACGGAAGAAGAAACAAAAACUCUGAUGACUGAAGUUUUAAAAAUGCGUCGUGGAUGGUGUGGACAAGGGCCAUCAAGGCGGUUGGGUGAUUUGUUGGUUUUACUUAGAUCUGUUUUCUGUAGUGAAGAUGUCGAGAUGGAUACUCAAGCAUGCCAUAAAGUUGGAUUGAGACCCAAGGCUAUGAUUGAAAUACGACAACUGAGAACUCAAUUGACGAAUAUAGUUAACACUUCUUUCAAAGAUACUGAAAACGUCGUCAUGGAGCUCAAACUACAACCUCCUUCUCCAAUUCAAGCUCAAAUGCUUAGGCAAAUGAUGGUUGCUGGUCUCGCUGAGAAUAUUGCACGUAGAGUCGAUCGUUCAGUAACAGAUGAGGAGAUUCCUCGUGGUGCUUACCAGACUACGAAAUUGCAGGAAUAUGUAUUCAUUGACCCAUGCAGUGUAUUAUAUACAGAAGAUCCAGACUACGUGUUAUAUCAAGACAUUGUCCAACUCGGCGAGAAAAAAUGUAUGCAAGGGUUAAUGACUGUGGAUUACGAAUGGUUACCAACAUUAGCGGAGUCGCAUUGUAGCUUCGGCGCAGCAGAUAAGGAAGUUGAACCAAAAUAUUGUGCAAAGAAAGACUUAAUAGUUAACAGUGUCGGUGUCAAGUUUGGUCCAUUAGAAUGGUCGAUUGGCAAUUUCGACCGUGAGAUCAAUCGUGAUAUCAUGUACUACAGAUAUUUCUGUCAGUUCUUGCUGAAGGGCGAGGUUGUUCCUAUGUUGGCUGAAUAUGCGGGCAAGUUAAUAGCUCCCCCAACAACUAUGGUCAAGUCAUGGGCCAAGUUACAACAGAGAACUGAAAACUUAUUAAAUGCUCUCAUCGAAAAAGAUAUAUGUUCGCGUGUAGCCUUGGUAGAAGAAUUUGAAAAAGAUGAAAACUUCUUAUUACAAGAGUACUUGGAAUGGGUUCCAGAAUCGUUACAUGGUAAUGUAUCAAUAAUGUGGCCUCCAAUAGAGAAGACUGAGAGAAUGGGUCGUAAUAAAAAACAUAUUUAG